AUGAUUAUUUUGAGCAUAACCUUAAAUUUUUGUCGGUUAUUUGAUUUUUAUGUUUUUAAAACAUAAUUACUUUAAAAAUGAGUACAGACAAGAGUCACACAAAUGUUCAGAGCGAAACAAGUUUGUUUGAUAAUAAUUAUAGUUUUUGCCAUCGAGAGGUGCUUGAUAUAGAUAAGAUAUUAUCCGAAAACAUCGAAAGCCUAAAUUCUUUAUCAAACAAUAUCCUUUUUUUACUUGAAGGACCUAAUUAUGCAAAUAAUCAGGUAUUAAACUAUGUUGAAGAAACUAAGGAUAUGGUAGCACAAGUAAGGCCUUUUAUGUUACAAGAAGACAGCAAGAAGAAAAAAUUAAACAAUAAAAACAUUCACAAAGAAAUUAAUCAACUCAGGAAAGAUAUUGAAAGAGUUUCUCAAGAAAUUGAUCAGCUACAGACUGAGAAAGAAGAUGCAAUAUCCAUGGGAAUUUCCUACAAAAAGGCUCUUAAUUAUUAUACCACCAAUUUUGAUUUUAAAAUCGAAAUGGACGAAAAAGUAGAUGAAAAUAAAUACUGGGUAAAAUUGCAUUUUGGAGAUAAACUUCAGUUUCCAGUAAAGUUUUUAUUUAAUCAGGAUACAGCUACUGUAGAAGAUUUUGAUUCCCUUACACUCCUUUCACCUGAUGAAGAGGCUACUUUAAAGAACAAAUAUUACAAAGAACAAGAUAUAUGUAUGGUGUUGAAAUUGUUAAGGAAUUUUGCUUUACACAAAAGUUAAUGCUGAAGUCUAGUUUUAUGUUAUUAAAUUAUAAUAC
Molecule: messenger RNA, 789 nt
Organism: Agrilus planipennis (emerald ash borer)
Lineage: Eukaryota; Metazoa; Arthropoda; Insecta; Coleoptera; Buprestidae
Exons: 3
Coding region: 78-752 (224 amino acids)
Source: RefSeq, a predicted model, not a curated record